AUCAAUCCAACAAUCAAAUCAAAUUAAAGUUGAUAAAUUAGCUUGAAUUACAAAAGCUAAAAUCUAAUAAUAAGAAAAAUGGGAUCAUCAACAAAGAUGAAUGAAACACACUUAAAGGCUAUAGCUGAGAUGGAAAAAGAGGUAGAGGCAGGAUACCAUUGAAUUCCAGGAGCCGAAAGAUUGGUCUGGCAACUAAUAGUGGUGGUCUGGCAACUACAAAAUGUUCUAUCAUGAAUUUUGGUGAGGAUACCAUUGAAUUCCAGGAGCCGAAAGAUUGGUCUGGUAGUGUUUUGGGCGAGUACCCUCCUCAAAUUAAGGCGAGCACAUCUGCCAAGUUUACGCAUCAAGGUGAUGAUGGUUCAAUGGGGGCUGUAGUUUAUGUUGGACCUCGUAAAAAGGGUGGGUCGACUGAAUGUGCAUGGGUCUUUGCAUGGUACACACCGGGCAAUGGAAACGCAAACAAGACUUACGUGGAAGUUGGGCCCGCUGAAGAUUAUCCUAAAGAUAACAUAGAUAGAUGGGACACUAUCAAAGAAAACCUUCUGAAAGCUCCCGGCCAUACAAGUCAUGCCAUUGAUAACGUCAAAACUGGAGCUGAGGCGUCUUCCAGCAUUAAGCCUGGAUAUACUUCUGUGGCCACUUCUGUAUUCGAUGUUGUUAAAAUCAAGUAAUCUCAUCUUAUCAACAACUAAGGGCCAUUGAUGGAGCUAUUACACCUUUUCUGUAUUAUUUUUAAUUAAAACUAUAUGUAUGCACCAUACCCUUAGUCGUUACUGCCUUAAUUUGCUUUUUGUUCUUGUGUGUUGUUAUCAAUCUAAGUGUGCUGCUUGCAACUUUGUAAUCUUUUUUACUUUUUUUUAUUGAAUCCGUCUUUUUGUUUUCCUUUAUUGCCUUUUCUUAUCUUGUCUCCUCGUUAUUUUAGCGUACAAUAAAUUACACUACAACACCUUGAUUGUUGAUCUUGUUCUUAUUUUUUAUACAUAUUAUUUUUGCAAAAAUACCUGUUGAUUCCAUGAAAAACACUAGCCAAAUUAAAAUCUUCCCUAGUGCAAG
Molecule: messenger RNA, 1053 nt
Organism: Chenopodium quinoa (quinoa)
Lineage: Eukaryota; Viridiplantae; Streptophyta; Magnoliopsida; Caryophyllales; Amaranthaceae
Product: jasmonate-induced protein homolog
Exons: 3
Coding region: 231-671 (146 amino acids)
Source: RefSeq, a predicted model, not a curated record